GCACCGUAUUCCGUGAUCAUUCAUAGUCGAGAGACUAUCGUCUAAGGUUUUUCCCUUUCUUCGUUGUUGUUGUUGCUGUUGUUAGUGUGUGAUUGCAUUCGCUGUGGGUGUCGCAGUUUGACCUUUUUUUGGCGGGAAAUUCUUGUCCCUGGCAUUGGAGGUGAUUGCGAAGACUGCGAGGACUGCCACCCAACAGAGGAUGGCACCAAAUCACGGAUUUCUGCUGCAAAACACAAUGGCAGAACCGGUGUCGCGAACCUACCAAUACCGGAAGGUGAUGAAACCAAUGCUGGAGCGAAAGAGGCGCGCAAGGAUCAACCGAUGCCUCGAUGAGCUGAAGGAGCUCAUGACGGGAGCCCUUCAAACGGAAGGAGAAAAUGUGGCAAAAUUGGAGAAGGCAGAUAUUCUUGAGCUAACUGUGAGGCAUCUUCACACUCUGAGGCGUCAGAAUGCACUAUCAGUGCGUCCUGAGCACACCUACGCUGAUCGCUUCAAGGCUGGCUUUCGGCAUUGUGCCGCCGAAGUGACCACCUUCCUCAGUGGCAUGGAUCAGGCAACACGGAUGCACCUGACCUCCCAUCUGAGUGGCUGCAUUCGACGUCUCGAUGUGACUCAACCACCCGUCUGGGUGGGACCGACGCCUGCCUCCCCGCCGCGUCCUGCCCCACCGAACUACGCAAACAUCCAAACCCCACCCCCCGUGAUGCCGCUACAGCCAAGCAGCCCUCCGGCGCAUCAAGGGGACGAAUCUUCAGGACCAUGGCGUCCGUGGUGAUUAAAAUGGACGCACUUCCUGCUGCAUCCAACGCAAAAAAUGUAAAUUUUCCUCGAAGCUGCAAAUCAGAUUGUCUUCCACAACACGUCGCGAUCGAGCGUUUAAUCUUCGAAUGGCAAAGAUAUUGACCCCUGUGAUAUUGUUACCUUUGAUAACAAAAAAAAAAGAAAGAAAAGACCACCCCCAAGCGAGAGGCAAUUUGUCUGGACCAAAAGGACACACAUACACACGAUCAGCAAGACGGGAUCAAAGAUCAAUUUAUUUUUGCAUUUUUUUUUUAAUAAUUAUUAAAAAACUCUCUAAGAUUAUUAUGUUUAAGGCAUUCUAUUUAUAUUACACGAUUUUAUGUUUAAUGUCUCUGCAGAGGAAUAAAUGAAAAAAAAAAAUAAAAAGUAAAGAAAAAACAUUUAAAAAAA
This is a messenger RNA of Lutzomyia longipalpis, 1191 nucleotides long. RefSeq names its product enhancer of split mbeta protein-like. Gene Ontology annotation, biological process: regulation of transcription by RNA polymerase II; regulation of neurogenesis; anterior/posterior pattern specification. Gene Ontology annotation, molecular function: DNA-binding transcription factor activity, RNA polymerase II-specific; RNA polymerase II cis-regulatory region sequence-specific DNA binding; protein dimerization activity. Gene Ontology annotation, cellular component: nucleus. NCBI's taxonomy places the organism in Eukaryota, Metazoa, Arthropoda, Insecta, Diptera, Psychodidae. The record is from RefSeq and is a predicted model, not a curated record. The transcript is spliced from 2 exons. Bases 200 to 775 code for a protein of 191 amino acids.